CUUCUUGAUCCAGGCAUGCCUAAACUUAAUUUCAACGUCAGAAAAUGGAGGCUUUCAGAUUUUGCAGUUUGUAUAUUUCAGGCCACAUUCAAAAAACCAUACAACAUCCUCUUUCUGGUUCUCCAGAGCCUCCAGAUCAACCAAAGGCUUUAGAAAACACUGUCGUCUGGAAACAAACGCAGCCUCCUGCCAGUUUGCCUCCUGGUCUGGAGUACCUAAGCCAGUUGGACCGGAUCAUUAUUCACCAGCAAGUGGAGCUUCUCCAAGUUAUCCUCGGGACUGAGACCUGCAGCAAGUAUGAGAUAAAAAACCACCUGGGACAAAGAGUUUACUUCGCAGUGGAAGAAAAUGGCUGCUUUGACCGUAACUUCUGCUCACCAUUGAGGUCUUUCACCAUAAGGAUUACAGACAACACAGGCCAAGAGGUGAUCACAGUGAAUAGACCUUUAAGGUGUAAUAGCUGCUGGUUUCCAUGUUACCUGCAAGAGUUAGAAGUCCAGUCUCCUCCUGGGACUACAGUUGGCUAUGUGGUACAGAAAUGGGAUCCUCUCCUGCCCAAGUUCACUAUCAGGAAUGAGAGCAAUGAAGAUGUGCUGAAGAUCAUAGGCCCUUGUGCAACUUGCGGUUGUUUUGGCGAUGUUGACUUUGAGGUAAAAUCUCUAAAUGGAAUGUUGACCAUUGGCAAGAUUUCCAAGUAUUGGUCUGGAUUUGUCAAUAACAUCUUUACUAAUACAGCCAACUUUGGUAUUCAGGUUCCUGUAGAUCUUGAUGUAAAAAUCAAGGCUGUAAUGAUUGGUGCUUGUUUUCUCUUAGACUUAAUGUUCUUUGAAAACUCCUUGGAUGGAUUGUAACAGGGAAGAUGAUAGGAACAAUAAAAUAUGCAAGCUACAUUUCACAGUCCCUUGAGCUCUGGAUAUUACUUUUGAACUGCAGAAUUCUAUGGCUUCCUUGCGGUCUUUUUGCAAGAGGAUAAAGGGAAUGACCAUGUUUAUUAAACUAUAAAUAAUGCAAAUAAUGAUUUUCUCAUUUUAAUUUGCACAGAUGGUUGUUAAACAUACACUUUACAGAGAAAAAGAGGGAGUGCACACAACAUUGCUUUGGCAUAUUGAAAUUCUCUCAUUUGAUGUCUUUGUGUCAGAAAGCAUGAAAGAUUAGAACUAAGGCGUGUCGUCCCACCGAUGAAAAGUCUUUACUUAUAGAGCCCUUUGAAAUUUGGGGAGACUUGGCACCAGCUAUUAACCAAAAAGAAAAAGGAGGAUUGUUGUUAUAUCCCAAUAAGCUUUCAGCUUUAGAGUUCAGUUAACAGAAACUAAUAGAUUAAACACCAUCCACUGGGAAACCUAAAGAGAUGUCUGAAGGGAUGCUUGCAGGUGAUGGCGUUAAUUGUUCAGAUUUAAGAUAUACUUAAAUAACAUAGUUAAAAUUUAUAGCCUCACUGAUGGCAAUUGCCUGUUUCCUGUAAUAGGUGAUGGAUCAGAGCGUAUCAAACCAAACCCUUUGAAAUGCAUAUGGUGUGAUUGAUUUUAAAGUUGUGAUUGAUUUUAAAGAUCUUUGUGCCUGAACAGGAGAUUGAAGAACUGAGCAAGUAUCGGUAACAAGAGACAGAAUUCUAGGACUUAUUAACUGUUGAGUUAAAAUUUAUCAAAGUGCUUUGUUUUCACCAGAUAACUCUUAAAGAACUCAAAUGCAAAAUUUCUGGGCUUCUUACAAAAAUACAUAACUUGUCCCUAAGAUUGUCUCCUAUCUGUACCAGAGGACUGGGAAAAAAGCCACUGUAACAGUGAUUUAAAAACGGGGAUCCAGAGGAUAUCCAGGGGAAAUUAGAGACCAAUUAUCAUAAUAUCUGUUCUAAGGAAAUUGGUCAAAAGCAUUGCUAAAGGUAUCAAGUAUGUAGAAAAAGAAGUAUAGUUGAAGAAGGAUCAACAUGCUUUCUGCAAAUGGUUAGCUAGAGUUCUUUGAGAGUAACAUUAAACAUGUAUGGAUAGGACUGAUCUGGUAGACAUUGUGUACCUAGACUUUUAAAAACUUUUGAUAAAGUCUUUCAUUAAAAGCU
Rhineura floridana is the source of this 2053-nucleotide messenger RNA. It is a transcript of the gene PLSCR5, whose product is annotated as phospholipid scramblase family member 5. Gene Ontology annotation, cellular component: plasma membrane. NCBI's taxonomy places the organism in Eukaryota, Metazoa, Chordata, Lepidosauria, Squamata, Rhineuridae. Gene Ontology annotation, molecular function: phospholipid scramblase activity. Gene Ontology annotation, biological process: plasma membrane phospholipid scrambling. The transcript is spliced from 8 exons. The coding region runs from base 45 to 851 and encodes 268 amino acids. The record is from RefSeq and is a predicted model, not a curated record.